Molecule: messenger RNA, 1491 nt
Organism: Ylistrum balloti
Lineage: Eukaryota; Metazoa; Mollusca; Bivalvia; Pectinida; Pectinidae
Product: neuronal acetylcholine receptor subunit alpha-10-like
Exons: 1
Coding region: 1-1491 (496 amino acids)
Biological process (GO): nervous system process; chemical synaptic transmission; signal transduction
Cellular component (GO): synapse; membrane; neuron projection
Molecular function (GO): transmembrane signaling receptor activity; neurotransmitter receptor activity; extracellular ligand-gated monoatomic ion channel activity
Source: RefSeq, a predicted model, not a curated record
AUGAGCAGUAUGUACUUAAGGCUGCUGCUGCUGCUGGUGGGAACGGCCAUCUCCGGUGUGUCUGGGGGGUCGUUCCUCAUCGAGUCCAACUGUUCACUGUGUCAGACCAUUCCCGUUCCAACAGCCUCGGACUUUGCCACUAUGUUAGCGGAUCUGUUUGACUCCACAAUCUACGAUAGGCGAGUUUUCCCUCGUUUGAUGCAGAACGAGACAAUAUUCGUUGACGUCACUUUUCAGUUGUACAAAAUUACCGAUCUGGACGAGGUAUCAGGUGUGAUGAACUUAAUGGCCAAGCUAACUGUGAUCUGGAAGGACGAGUACCUAACCCAGAGGUACAUCCCAGGUCACCAUGUACCGUAUGAGAUGGACUCCUUGCAGUCAGACGUAUGGUACCCAACCAUCACCAUCUUUAACUCUGUGAAUGCUCUGAAACCAAUCUAUGACAAGAAUUAUCACGUUAAGACCAUUCUGGCCGCUGCCAAGAACUAUUGGCGAGCCGGAGUGACCACUGCCACCGGAUGUUCGGUCGAUGCUACCUACUACCCAUUCGAUAGUCAGGCUUGUGAACUUGUUCUUACCAUGUGGGACUACAACGCAGAGGAAGUCAUGUUUGACAAUUCGGCCACCGAACUGGACAUUGAGUACUACGAUGAAAACGAGGAGUGGGAUUUGCAGGGGUCAACAGUGAGUACAUAUAACUCAUCUAACAAACCGUUUAGAAGGUAUGUACUGAAUUUGAAAAGGAGGCCAGUGUUUUUCAUUGUGAACAUGAUUAGUCCUCUAGUUCUAGUCGGGCUGCUCAACAGUCUCGUUUUCGUGUUACCUGCCGAUGCUGGAGAAAGAAUAGGCUUUGCUGUGAAUGUGUUUUUAACAUUUGCCGUAUUUUUAACGAUUCUGGCAGAGAAUUUACCAAAGACUUCUGCACCAUUAGCCAUGUUGAGUUAUUACCUCUCCUCUAUGUUGGCCAUGAGCAGCAUGUCGACUCUUGUUACAAUUUUUACUCUCCGGAUACAUGACAAGGACGAAGAUUCUACUGUUCCAUUUUACGUUGCUGCCCUUGUGGCUACAAUGACUUUCCGUAUAUGUAAAGAAAAAUACAGAAAUCCGGAAAAACCCGAACCUAAAGCUCCGCCACCGAAACCAAAGCCAGUGGCUGCGGGGCCGGAAGAGAAAAGUCGUCCGCCCUCGAGCCUGGGCCCCAGCGCCGCUCCGAGUCGAUUGGGGAUGGAAGGGGUCGCCGGUCCGAGUCGAUUAGGGAUGGCAUUGGACCCUUUAGACGAGGUUAAGAAACCGCCGUCACAACCAACACAGGCGGUCGUCGUAGAUGACGAAAGUGACGAGGAAGAGGAAGAUCAACAACCGGAAAUUAGAUAUGGUGUUACGUGGAAAAUCGUGGCGCAAACUUUAGACAAGUUUUUCUUUGUUGUCUUUACUAUCGGAAGUAUAGCGCUUUCAAGUGUGUUUCUUGUUCCUCUCUUCUCCAGAGCAUAA